Molecule: messenger RNA, 1030 nt
Organism: Odobenus rosmarus divergens (Pacific walrus)
Lineage: Eukaryota; Metazoa; Chordata; Mammalia; Carnivora; Odobenidae
Gene: SCN3B
Product: sodium channel, voltage-gated, type III, beta subunit
Exons: 6
Coding region: 383-1030 (215 amino acids)
Biological process (GO): sodium ion transport; regulation of heart rate by cardiac conduction; ventricular cardiac muscle cell action potential
Cellular component (GO): voltage-gated sodium channel complex
Molecular function (GO): sodium channel regulator activity
Source: RefSeq, a predicted model, not a curated record
GGGGACCUGGAGAAGGGCAGUUGGUCACCCGCCACCCAGGAUCGGGGCCCCGGCAUUAUCUCGGGGCGAGCUCCGAGGAAGGGGCCCACCCUCCCUGUCCCCUCCCCCUGAGAUCGGCAGCGCGACAGGAGCUUCCGCCUCCUUCCCCGCCCCUCCGGACCUUCCCGGGGAGCAGAGGGCGGGUGUGGACAGUACCGAGGUGGAACGAAUUUUGGAGCUCAGACGGGUGGCCCGGGUGGCUUCGGGUUGGGGGGCACGCCCAGCUUGGAGAAGCCGGUGCAGGCGGAUGAAGCCGAAGCUCCUGGGUCUUGGUGGAUCCUGGUCUGAGCAUAGCUAUUCCCAGGGGAGGUGAGAGCCCGGGAAGCUACCCGCCGGAAAAAAGAUGCCUGCCUUCAACAGAUUGUUUCCCCUGGCUUCCCUCAUGCUCAUCUUCUGGGUCAGUGUCUGCGUCCCUGUGUGCGUGGAAGUACCCUCGGAGACGGAGGCCGUUCAGGGCAACCCCAUGAAGCUGCGCUGCAUUUCCUGCAUGAAGAGGGAGGAGGUGGAGGCCACCACAGUGGUGGAGUGGUUCUACAGGCCUGAGGGCGGUAAAGAUUUCCUUAUCUAUGAGUAUCGGAAUGGCCAGCAGGAGGUGGAGAGCCCUUUCCAGGGACGCCUGCAGUGGAACGGGAGCAAAGACUUGCAGGAUGUGUCCAUCACUGUGCUUAACGUCACUCUGAAUGACUCCGGCCUCUACACCUGCAACGUGUCCCGGGAAUUUGCUUUUGAGGCACACCGCCCCUUUGUGAAGACUACACGGCUGAUCCCCCUCCGAGUCACCGAGGAGGCUGGAGAGGACUUUACCUCUGUCGUCUCAGAGAUCAUGAUGUACAUCCUCCUGGUCUUCCUCACCUUGUGGCUGCUCAUUGAGAUGAUAUAUUGCUACAGGAAGGUCUCAAAGGCUGAAGAGGCAGCCCAAGAAAAUGCGUCUGACUACCUUGCCAUCCCAUCCGAGAACAAAGAGAGCUCGGCGGUACCAGUGGAGGAAUAG